UUGAUGCGCAGUCUCGGUGGUGCUGAAAAGCUAAUAGCGGUGGCGGCUGCUCAGUAUUAUCGAAGGGUGAGGGGAGAACAGAGCAGCAACCGAGGGCGAAAGUACUUUGACAGCAACGCAUCGUCAAAGCCUUGCCCACCUUGAGGGACACCGAGAGCGAAGGCCCCCACAUCCAACUCAGGCUGCGGCGUCGGGUUAGACUAAUCGAGCAGAGCACUGAAAGGCCGGUUUCGUUUUGCAGGCGCCCAUCCCCGAUCAGGAGCCGCGCCCUCGGUGUGCCUCUCGGACCUGUGACGAGGACACCGCGGGAUCAGAUCCGUCCCACUUCAAACCGCCCCCCCCAUCCUCCUGAGGCGGGGGCGGGGUAACAGCUCCAACCGUCAGCGGGGUCUCGAGCCUUGCCCCGCGCCGGCGCGUCAUGGAUAACUUAAAUGAUGCCCUGCAAAAGCUGAAGGUAACUGCUGAUGGCACAUCAGAUAGCAUUGAGGGAUGCCUUGACUGCCUCCUCCAAGCUCUGGCUCAAAGCAAUGCAGAAACCAGCGUAAAACUCCAGGAGAGCGGCAUUCUUCAAGUUUUCCCACGUUUACUGUCUCCACAUAUUUCCUGUGCAGCAAAAGUAGCAAACAUUAUAGCGGAAGUAGCCAAAAAUGAAUUCAUGCGGAAUUCAUGUGUAGAUGCAGGAUUGAUUCCACCAUUGGUUUUACUGCUAAACAACAAAGAUCAAGAAGUGCUUCUUCAAACAGGACGUGCCCUGGGAAAUAUUUGCUAUGAUAGCCAUGAGGGCAGGAAUGCAGUUGACCUCUCUGGUGGCGUACAGAUAGUAGUUGACCACUUACAGACACUAUGCAGUAAUAUUGAUGCGGCCAAUCAGAAGCUCUUGACUGUCUUUUGUGGCUUCCUGUUGAACUAUAGCAAUGAUAAUGAUGCCUUGCAGGCCCAGCUGAUAAAUAUGGGAGUCAUUCCCACUUUGGUUCAGUUGUUGGGUAUGCAUUCCCAGCAUACAGCACUGACAGAAAUGUGCUUGGUUGCAUUUGGUAACCUGGCAGAGAUAGAGUCGAGCAAAGAACAAUUUGCAUCAACAAAAAUUGCAGAGGAACUUGUAAAGCUAUUCAAAAAGCAAACUGAACAUGAGAAGAAAGAAAUGAUUUUUGAAGUCUUGGCUCCAUUGGCAGAACAUGAUGUCAUCAAGCUACAACUGGUUGACGCUGGAUUAGUGGACUGUCUGCUGGAGCUUGUUGAAGAGAUGGUAGAUAGCAAUAAAGAAGAUGAUAUCUCUGAGCUUAAAACAGCUUCUGAUCUUAUGGUAUUGCUGCUUUUGGGUGAUGAAUCUAUGCAGAAGUUGUUCGAUACGGGUAAAGGCAGUGUCUUUCAAAAAGUGCUGUCUUGGCUUCCUUCAAAUAACCAUCAGCUGCAACUUGCAGGAGCACUGGCUAUUGCAAACUUUGCACGAAAUGAUGGAAACUGUAUCCACAUGGUGGAAAUUGGAAUUGUGCAGAAGUUAUUAGAUUUAUUGAAUAGACACGUAGACGAGGGGAAUGUAACUGUACAGCAUGCUGCCCUCAGUGCUCUCCGAAAUCUGGCUAUUCCUGUAUUAAAUAAAGCAAAGAUGCUGUCUGCAGGAGUUGCAGAGGAGGUGUUGAAGUUUCUCAAGUCUGAGAUGCCACCAGUUCAGUUCAAAUUACUUGGAACGUUGCGCAUGUUAAUUGAUACACAAGCUGAAGCAGCUGAAAAGUUGGGUAAGAAUAUUAAACUGAUCGAGCGUUUGGUAGAAUGGUGUGAUGCAAAGGACCAUGCUGGUGUCAUGGGCGAAUCAAACAGGCUAUUAUCUGCCCUUAUUAGGCACAGCAAAUCAAAGGAUGUUGUCAAGACAAUUGUUCAAAGUGGUGGUGUUAAGCACCUGGUCACCAUGGCAACAAGUGAACAUGUUAUAAUGCAGAAUGAAGCUCUUGUUGCUCUAGGACUGAUUGCUGCUCUGGAACUUGGUAUAGCUGAGCAGGAUCUGGCGAAUGCUAAGCUUGUGCAAAUUUUACAUAAACUGCUUUCUGAUGAUAUCAGUGCUCCUGAAAUCAAGUACAACUCAAUGAUAAUGAUUUGUACCAUAAUGGGUUCAGAGCAACUUAAAAAGGAGACGCAAGAUAUGCCAUUCAAAGAGAUUGUGUCAAAGCUUCGUCGUCAUGAGAAUAAACUUGUAGCCCAACAGGCAUUAGUGACGGAGCAAAGACUAGUUAUAGAAAGCUGAGAUUUGUUCCCUUAUUUGCCUGUUUUUCAGCGUCUUGUCACGAGGUCACCUUUGUCUGCUGUGAACUGCUCCUGCAGCACCCUUGCUUCUCCUUGUGCAUGCAUUAGAUUGGUCCAGUCUUGACAAAAAAAAAUAAACUGGGACCAAGUACUUUCAGCCGUAAGCUGUGGUUUUUAAAGAAAAAAAAGUAGCUAUUUGUCAUUCCAUGUUCACUUGGUGUCCUUUGUUGCCUGAAACAAUGUGGUAGAACUUGCAUGUUGUAGUAAAGUAACAAUGUGACAAUGUUUAUACGGGGAAAAUGCACAGCUAUCACAAAGUGUGAUAUAAUGCUACUGACGUGGGGACAAUGCAGGAUGCAGAAAUUAAACCUGGGUUUUCCUUUCGAUUCAGAUGUUGAAGCUUGCUCCAUUCUUAAUACUUCUAAAAGCCACAAAAAUUAGAAAAAGGUAGUGUGCUUCAUCAGUACUUCCCAGGUAACCAGAUGUUGGCUGUUGAUGGUGUAAAAUCAUGGUACCUAGAAUUAAUAAAUUAAAUCUUGAAUUCCCAACUGUCUGUAUUGCUUUAAGAAU
Mobula hypostoma (lesser devil ray) is the source of this 2808-nucleotide messenger RNA. RefSeq names its product RAP1, GTP-GDP dissociation stimulator 1 (gene rap1gds1). Gene Ontology annotation, molecular function: protein binding; guanyl-nucleotide exchange factor activity. The record is from RefSeq and is a predicted model, not a curated record. Lineage: Eukaryota; Metazoa; Chordata; Chondrichthyes; Myliobatiformes; Myliobatidae. Gene Ontology annotation, biological process: positive regulation of GTPase activity. Gene Ontology annotation, cellular component: cytosol. The transcript has 15 exons. Bases 419 to 2239 code for a protein of 606 amino acids.